GAGAAACCCCCUCGCCGCUCCUGCCUCUCUCUCUCACCCUCUCCCCCACGGCCACGGCCGGCGGCCGCGACCGAGCGCCACUGCUGCCAGCUACGGCCUGCAUCUGCCUCUCUCCGCAGCCAGGGCUUCAGUUCUUGACCGCCGCCGACGCCGCACCCGCCCGAACCCUGCUCGUCCGCCGCCGUCCCACCUCUUAACCUCAUUCCUCCCCGCAAUCUCGGACGCCGGUUCCCAAGGGAAAAUGAGUGGUGCUCCAAAAAGGUUGCAUGAGGAAGGUAGCCACUCUACACCUGCUAAACGACAUUUGGACGAGAGCAGCCUAUACUCGAGCCCUUCUGGGAAACUCAUUCAACCUGGCAGCAGUGAUUUCCAUGUUUCUUCUGAACAUGAUGGAAGAUCUGCCAAAAUACAACGUCUUGAGUCCCGUGAUGAUAAGAGCUCAUCUCUGGCACAUCGGAUGCCUGUUGGCUCUUCCAAUUUCGUAGACAAUUCAACUUCAUCUGAGAGCAGAUCAGAAGCAAAACAAAAUGAUCGUGAGAAGGAUUCUGCCAAGAAGGAAUCAUUUGUAGCAGUUGACAAGGAGAAUUUAAUACUAGAGAAAAAAACAUCUGAUGCAGCUGUUAAACCUGCUGAGCAUGAAAAUACUGCUGCUGAAAUGAAGACACUUAAAGAUGACACAUGGAAAUCUCAUGUUAGAGAUCCUAAGGACAAGAAAAGAGAGAAGGAUGUGGAUAGAGUGGACCGGCAUGACCAAAGUAGCAAAUAUAAUGACAAAGAAUCAGCUGAUACUAGUCCUGUAGGAGAUACAGAGAAAGAUAAAGAUACUUUUGAAAGUAUUCAGGGAAGGAGGAUGGCACAGUCAAAGGGAGGUAGUCAAGUAUCUCAACGGGAACCUCGGUUUCGGUCCAAAAUGCGUGAUGAAGGGUCUCCAGGUCAGUCAGAUAUCUUCCUUUCUAGCUGAAUAAAAUGGAAGAAUGGAUAGUGACGCUUCUUUCAAAAGUGGAGUAAUCAAAAGCUUAGCGCCUAGAUGAUUUUUACAUUUCCUUGUCAUAAAGUUUCAGUGCAUAUUGAGGUUGUAGUGCACAUUUUCAUACCGCGAGAUUUCGGUGCUCUUACGUAUCCACUUCAGUAUUUGAAAACCCUUUACAUUUGAGCUGAUCAAUUUUAUAUUUUGCACAUGCAUAUUUUUGCCCUGUCUAACUUUUGGCUAAAUCCAGGUGGCGCAAAAAAAUAUUAAUUACACGAUCCAUUUAUUUGAAUUUCCUUUUACAUAGAAAUCAUUGACGAGAAUCCAGUUUCAAGCUGCAUGAAAGUAUUUUCUUUUUCAAUGGUCUACACGCGUGCUAGCUUUAUAUUUGUAAUCCCAGUAUUCUCGUUGGUGUAGGUAAGUCUGAGGUAUCUGCUAUUAUAUAUAAAGCUGGGGAAUGCGUGCAAGAGCUUCUGAAAUCAUGGAAAGAGUUUGAAGCAAUCCCAGAUGCUAAAACUGCUGAGAAUCAACAAAAUGGUCCUACACUCGAGAUUCGGAUACCUGCAAAGUUUGUUACUUCCACUAAUCGGCAAGUAAAAGGUGCUCAGCUUUGGGGCACAGAUGUUUAUACAAAUGAUUCAGACCUUGUUGCUGUGCUAAUGCAUACUGGUUACUGCUCUCCGACAUCAUCACCUCCGCCUUCUGCUAUCCAAGAAUUACGUGCAAGUGUUCGUGUUCUACCACCACAAGACAGCUAUACUUCAACACUAAGGAACAAUGUCCGCUCACGUGCUUGGGGUGCUGGAAUUGCUUGUAGCUUUCGCAUAGAACGCUGCUGCAUUGUUAAGAAAGGUGGUGGUACCAUUGAUCUUGAGCCUCACCUUAGACAUACAUCAGCUGUGGAGCCUACACUUGCUCCAGCUGCAGUGGAGCGUACAAUAACAACAAGAGCAGCGGCUUCGAAUGCAUUACGUCAACAAAGGUUUGUUCGGGAAGUCACUAUAGGGUUCAAUCUCUGCAACGAGCCAUGGUUAAAGUAUAGUAUCAGCAUUGUGGCGGACAAGGGAUUUAAAAAGUCGCUUUAUACCUCUGCAAGGCUGAAAAAGGGUGAAGUCAUAUACUUGGAAACACACUUCAAGAGUUCCCACAGGUACGAGCUGUGCUUUAGUGGAGAGAAACCUCGCUCUGUCGGGCCAAACUCCAAUGCAUCAGACAUAGAAGUGGAAAAGAACAGGGACAGGGGUGAGCAUGAGCACCGGGACGUGUUCCGGUGGUCACGCUGUAAGAAAGCCAUGCCCGAGAUAGCCAUGAGAUCUAUUGGUAUCCCGCUGCCAGCUGAGCAUGUUGAGGUACUGAAGGACAAUCUGGAUUGGGAGGAGGUGCAGUGGUCGCAGACCGCCGUCUGGGUUUCCGGGAAGGAGUAUCCCCUCGCCCGAGUGCAUUUCCUCUCAUCGAACUAGCGGCGCAGCUCUGGAUAGACUCUGCUAGCAACAAGCCGUCUGUGCUGGCCCUUGAAGAAGAAACUAGAUUCGCUAAACAAGACUGGAGCUUCUAUGCUUCUUCAGUGCUGCUGCUUUCCACCCAUGUUUCAAUGUGUGAUGCCAUCUUCUCUGCACAGAAAGAAGGAAGAUAAGCUGUGUGUGCGUUAUUGUAGACUGGCUUUUAGACAUCAACCAUCAUGUCUGAGAUGUAAUUCUUAGUUCUUGAUCUGGGAAUCCUGAAUGAUUAUUAUUCACUGAUUGAUUAUCCAUACUUUAAACCAUAUAUGAUUGAAUGAUUA
Messenger RNA from Lolium perenne, 2747 nucleotides. Lineage: Eukaryota; Viridiplantae; Streptophyta; Magnoliopsida; Poales; Poaceae. The record is from RefSeq and is a predicted model, not a curated record.